AUGGCCAAAACUCCAGAAGCUGCGAAGACAUUGUUGGAUGAUAUGGCUGCCAACAAUUACUUGAAUGAUGGAGUUGUCUCGUGGAGCCCUAAAAAGGGAGUGCAAGGUCACUCAUUUAAUGAGUGUAAAUACAAUACCAUGGGAGCGGUGACUGAGCAAGCUAACGCCCUCCUAAACACAAACACAAGACCACAAAACAACCCAUACUCAAACACAUAUAACCCAGGUUGGAAGAAUCAUCCAAACUUCUCUUACAAAAAUAACCAACCUCAACCUCCACCCACAAAAUACACCCAACCACCUGGUUUCCAACAAAGGCCACCAUUCAACUACUCCUCAUCCUCAACAUCCAACCUUGAAACCAUCAUAGAGAAUUUAGCUUCUUCUCAGGCAAAGCAAAUUGAAUAUCAAGCGAAGCAGAAUGACUUCUUCAGCAACUCCCUUCAACAAAUUCAUGCUCAUAAUAAAAUGAUGGAAAAUCAGAUGACCCAACUUGCUCAACAAAUCAGUCACCUCUCAAAACCUUCAGGCCAACUUCCAGGACAAACGGAACCAAAUCCGAAGGGGUAUACCCAUGCUAUCUCAUUGAGAAGUGGUAGAGAAUGGCAAGAUCCAUAUAGGAAGAUGAAUGACCAAAGGAAGAGUGCAAAAGAGUCCAAAAAGCCGAGUGAAGAAGAUCAAGGCGAAAAAGUGUUGGAAGAGGAAGCUAAGGAGACUGAGAAAAAGGAACCUAUUUGUCAUACCUAUUGCACCAUACAAGCCACCUGUUCCAUUCCCUCAAAAUUGGCACAAGCAAAGCUAGAGAAGAAGUAUGGGAAGUUCCUUGAUAUUUUGAAGAAGUUGCACAUUAACAUCCCUUUCUUGGAUGCUAUCUCAGAGAUGCCUUCUUAUAACAAGCUUCCAAAGAAGCUAGGAGAUCCAGGCAGUUAUUCUAUUCCUGUUAAGCUUGGUGAUAUUGAGAUCAAGAAUGCCUUAUGUGAUCUUGGGGCAAGUGUCAGUCUCAUGCCCUUGUCAAUCUGCAAGAAGCUCAAUAUGGGUGAACUGAAACCCACAGCAUCUCCUUACAACUAG
Molecule: messenger RNA, 1071 nt
Organism: Beta vulgaris subsp. vulgaris (sugar beet)
Lineage: Eukaryota; Viridiplantae; Streptophyta; Magnoliopsida; Caryophyllales; Amaranthaceae
Exons: 3
Coding region: 1-1071 (356 amino acids)
Source: RefSeq, a predicted model, not a curated record